Saccostrea echinata is the source of this 1734-nucleotide messenger RNA. RefSeq lists its product as uncharacterized. NCBI's taxonomy places the organism in Eukaryota, Metazoa, Mollusca, Bivalvia, Ostreida, Ostreidae. The record is from RefSeq and is a predicted model, not a curated record. The transcript has 4 exons. Bases 32 to 460 code for a protein of 142 amino acids.
AUACAACUUAGUGUGCAGAUACAGCCUGGAGAUGGAGGUAUUCAAGAUUGUGUUCCCUUUUCUUAUUCUCGGUUUUUUGAACAACUUUCCUCUUAUCAAUGCGCUGAAUUCCGAUGGCACCUGUAGCAGUGAUAGCGACUGUCCACUUUCAUUCUAUCACUGCUGUUCCGGGACUAUCUGGUGCUGUCCUUCCGGGUACAUUUGUACCGGAUCUGCAACCUGUAUUAGUAUCGGAGUUAUCGUUGGUCCUAUCGUCGGUCUGAUCGCCAUCAUCGUCUGUGUCGUCGUUUGCUGCAUCUGCUACAGAAAAAGACAACAAACACCAGGUGUUGUAUACAACCCUCAAACAACUCAACCUGGCUACGGACAACCACAGGCUUACGGACAACCACAGGCUUAUGGACAACCCCAGGCCUAUGGACAACCGCAGGCGUACGGACAACCACCGGCAAAAGCUUGAAAUGUCUAUGAGAGACAGAGAGAGCGAUAGAGAGAGAGAGAGAUUGAGAUAUUUUUACAUUUAUGCUUUUUUUGUUGUUUUUGUUUGAAAGAUCAUAUAUUAAAUUUAUUACAUUGAAAUAUGAAGAGAUUUUUUCUGUAGUAAAUUUGCAUGUAUAUUGCCUUAAGAAUUUUAUAUUUGUAUGUACAUGUACUUGUUACUCAAAAUUUUAAUUCCAUAUUCACCAUUAACAUAUUAAAUUCAUGUAUUCAUAACUUUAAUUUUUAGCAUACAUACAAACAACCACAUUAGGAAAAAAAUUAUCAAAUAUUGUGAAUGUGCCUAUAAAAACAUUUCUAAUAGUAUUUCAUCAUAUAGAAUGUUGAAGAUGGGCGAACAAGGCGUGCAAAAUGCCUGCAGCUUCAAAAGAAUAAAAAUCAUAUUCCAUUUGUGAAUUUAGUAUUUAGAUAAAGUUCAUUCUAUUAAAAGGUAAGAAAUUAUGACAAACAAAACUUUUCUGCGGAAACUUCUCUCGGUAAAAUUAUUCUAUUACUUAAAAAAGUGGUGUUCUUGGGAUUCGAAACCAGACAAUAGCUAUCCUUAAAAUUAUUUUUUUUUGUUUGAGACGAACACGCUAACCACUACGCCACAACAAACAGAUGAACAGAGGCAUUGUACAUGUAGUUUAUGUUUGUGAUAUGACCAUUGAGAAAAUAGACUUAAAUAUUCGUCUGAAAGAUAUACGUACAUGUAUGCUGUGUUCUAAAAGUGUAUUUGUAAGGUACAGUGUUUUUGACAUGUUUUUGUCAACUGAAAUAUGUGUAUUUUUUGGAUACUUUGGGGAUAAACUUUGAAAAAACGUUGAAGUGCGCGAAGACCCACUCAUAAAAAAAAUUUAUAGUAUGAAAGAUGAUUAUUUUUGAUCUCUUUAGUGGGUGUAUGUUAUUUAAUAGACGAAUAAUUUUAAUCUUUGUGAGAUUGUUGCAAAAAUUGUGAAUAGUUUACCUUAAGUAUACAUCCGCAGAAACAUGGCUGAAAUUUUGCCGACUCGGCGUUAAACAAUAAACAAUCAAUCAAUCAACAUUAAGUAUACAUUUAAUGUUCAAUGAACUAUCAAAGAAAAUUGUGUUCUAUUUGAGAUUUAAAAUUUUCAGUUUCUUGUUUGUCGCAUGACAUAGGAAUUUUUCUAGCUCGCCUUGUACGCCCAUUUUUAUUAUUAUUAUAAAACGAUCAUAUAUGACAUGUGAAGAAAUCCAUUUUAAAGAGAAGUUUUAGAAAUAAAGGUUGUUUCUUAG